AUGAACUCACAUCUCGUUUCGAUCCACUCAGAUGAUGAGAAUAAUUUCAUUUACGAUCUAAUCUCCUCAAAUGUUGUCUACGAUUAUUACGCGGCUCCAAACAGUGAGCCAUGUUACUUCCAAUAUGCUUGGAUUGGUUAUUUCGGAAAUGGAACACUUGGAACCGGGCAAUGGAGUGAUGGAUCGAAAGUCGAUUAUAAUGGAGGAGCUGCGAUCACGGAGAACUUUUAUUGGGCGAUGGCCAAUGAUGAUUCGUGCGAGAGGAAGCUCUGGGACAAUGGCCCAGAUGAGCCGAUCAGUUCACGAUAUGUAUGCAAAAUGGCACCAAAUAAGAAA
Mesorhabditis belari is the source of this 336-nucleotide messenger RNA. The record is from the annotation of a GenBank genome assembly. Lineage: Eukaryota; Metazoa; Nematoda; Chromadorea; Rhabditida; Rhabditidae.